Messenger RNA from Echinostoma caproni, 390 nucleotides. NCBI's taxonomy places the organism in Eukaryota, Metazoa, Platyhelminthes, Trematoda, Plagiorchiida, Echinostomatidae. The record is from the annotation of a GenBank genome assembly.
AUGCUCCCAUACGACCUAGUGUCUCGAAUAGCCUCUCAUGAGGCUGCCCUGGUCAAAGCCGCUCGUGCCAUGGGAUAUGUGUUCACUACCCGCACUCCCACUGGGGUCUCAAUCAAAUUGGGCGAUCUUGAGUUGCACUAUGAAGUGCUACAGGUCUUGGAAUUUACCAGUUUCCGGAAACGCAUGGGCGUUGUUGUACGCGAACCGUCCGGACGCAUCCUCGUGAUGGUCAAGGGUGCGGUACGUCAAUCGUUUAUAUCUGUCUGGAGAUGGUGCUCGCUUGAGUACCCGUUUAUUUUAGUUGUGUCUCUGACCCCGAAACAUCUGAUCAUCAAUGGGAAACUGUGUGUGGCCGCUAUACAUGCUGCGUUGAUGGCAUUUAACUGUUGA